Molecule: messenger RNA, 1317 nt
Organism: Linderina pennispora
Lineage: Eukaryota; Fungi; Kickxellomycota; Kickxellomycetes; Kickxellales; Kickxellaceae
Exons: 2
Coding region: 1-1317 (438 amino acids)
Source: RefSeq, a predicted model, not a curated record
AUGAGCAUGCCGGCCUUGCCGCGGUUCACCAGCACAGCGCCCAACAACGCAACCAGCAACAGCAGUGGGUCGAUCGUUGCGCAGCUGGCAGAGAUGGAGGAGUUCCUGGGCAAGAUUGCCGACUUCCAGGGCGAGGCGCGGCGACUGUUCCCCGAGAACGUGGCCCUGGACCAAAUCCUGACCGGCCUGCAGGACGAGUGCCAGCGCCGGGUCGAAUACAUCAGCCGCGUGUCGGCUCCGCCGGCGUGGAUGUCGCACCAGCGCUCGUCGUCGUCGUCAUCGACCGUUUUGGCACAAGGUGCAGGCGCCAUGUCUACGCCCAAUAUGGCCGCGGGGCGGCUGCAGCCGGGGAGUGGCGGGUCUGUGCGCGGCCGUGGGGCUAUCAGUGCGCCAGGGGUCGAGAUGUCGCCGGCGUCGUCGAGCACAGUAACCUCGACCAACAGCCAUCGGAGCCGCGGCGACAGUGCUGGCGGCAGCAGCGAUGGCAGCGGCAGAGGAGCCCAGAGCAGCUUUUUCUCGCGGCAUGGCCACAACAAGCAUGCCGGCGAGGGCAAGCCGGCCAAGCGCGAUUCCAGGGUGGCCGAGAGCCGCCGCCAGGCCACGACCAUGUCGAUGUUUGUCUCCAAGACGUCCUCGGCAGGCAUUGAUGGCGGCAGCGUAAAGCCCAACAGUAGCAGGCUGAACGGCGCUGGCAGUAACACAAAAUCGGUGCGCAACAGCGCUAUGAACCCGCUGGCCGAGCCCCCGCAGCGUCCUAGAUCCAGGACCUCGUCGGCUGAUCUGUUCCGGCCAUUGUCGGUGGCGGUGGCCGACAAUGGCAGCCCGGCAUUGGCGGCAAAGUCCUCGCUCAAUGUCGUGAGAACGGCGACCGGCGGCCUUGGUUCGGUGGAGACAAAGCAGCAAGGGCACGCAGCGCCCAGAUCCGGCAUCGAGUAUGCGGUGACGCUGAAGCUGGCGGGCAGGAAGAUUGAUGCCGCGGUAUCGUCAUCACUGCAGGCGUCGCUGAUUUCGCUGAACCUUGCGACGCAGAUGGGCAUGAUAAUCCAGCGGAUACCGCACCAUGGGCGUGUGUGGGACCGCCGCGGCACCAGCUGGCCGGUGGUGGGCAAGGUCGCGGGGCUGCCGUUCGUGUGCGGCAACAUGUCGUUCACGCAUGACUUCCAGGUCGUCCAGCCGGGCGUCGAGAUGCCGCGCGACCUGGUUCUUGCCAACGACUUUUGUGUUGGAAACAAGGGCCACAUCAAGGACAACCGGCUGCAUCUGGAGCAGCUGUGCACAACAGUGACUGUGCCCGUGCGCCAGAUCUCUGCUCGCUGA